GCCACAGACGAUUGUGAAUGACCAAAGUCAGCCGGCGGCUUUGAUCUUCAUGUCCUCAUGGCUUCAGACGAGUUCAAAUGUAUUUCCAAACGGUCGCCUUGGUCGUCCCUGACAGUUAUUCCCAUAAGAGACGAAUGCAGUUCGAGUCGGGCUCCAGUAGAUUUCCAAUGAAGCAUCUCCAGAAACCCUCCUGAUGACAUCCACAGGCUGGAGUCUUUCUUCCUACUGAGGACAGAACAUGUUCAAGUCAAAUUAUCGACGGGGGAGGGCCAGCCAGGUCACGGCUCGAGGCGGUUGGUUGGCUUCACAUGCCAUCUUGAGUCGGAGCGCAGUGCUCUGAAGAGGAGAGAGUGGGAGAGGAGGAACCAGGAGGUCCAGCAAGAUGAAGACUUGUUCUCAACUGGAUUUAACCUCUUUGGAGAACCGUAUAAAACUAAUAAGGGCGAUGCAUUGGCCAACCGAGUCCAGAACACCCUGGGCUCCUACGAAGAAAUGAAAGACCUGCUAACCAGCCACUCCAACCAGAGCCACUUGGUGGGAAUCCCCAAAGGCAGCGCUGCGAGCAGCAACCAGCAGCAAGCGGCGGGCUCCUCCGCCGCCGACAGAUCGGCCACAGAGUCCCAGCUGUUCAACGAGGCCUGGAGAGGAGCAGUGGGCGGUGGAGGAGGAGGAGGAGCAGAGGGAAGCGGGGAAAAGAGGACGGGAAGCGGCAUUCUGUCGUCGGCCUCCAUGCAGCCGCCCGCCGUCGUCACGGCGUUAUCGAACGCAGCGGUGGCCCCGCACCAGAACGUGAAGAAGUCGAGGAACACCAUGGAGUGGUCGAAGGGAGGUCAAGCGACGGGCCUGGUGGUAGGGUCAGGGGCGCCAGGACAAAACGGACAGGGGCAGGUCCCUGCGGCCUCGGCGGCCAGCCGGGGCAAAAUGACUCUUUUAGAGGAGCAGCAGCUGCAACGGCACGAGGAACUGUUCAGCUCUCUCAAAGAUGAACUGGGUCUGAAAGAGGAAUCAAGCCCUUCUUCCUCGUCUUCAUCCUCUUCCUCGUCCUCUUCCAGAAGGCAUUCGUCCAAAAGCCAUUCCCUACCAGAUGGCGGCAGCUUUCGGCCCUCCACGCUAGACGGUUGCCACUUUAAGUCUUCCUCCAGCGUGGAAAAUGGCGGAUCUUUCAAAACCUCCCCGUUCGAAAAUGAAACGAGUUCUCACCUUUCUUUGUCCUCCUCCCCGCUGGCUUCCACCUCUGUUCUGACAACCCCCACGCCCGGUCUGACCACCCCCACGUCUGGACUGACCACGCCCACUUUCCCACCCGGCUGCCUAUCGGGGAAGCCGAUCGCUAUUCAGCAGAAGCCCACGGCGUACGUUCGACCAAUGGACGGCCAGGACCAGGCACCCAGUGACUCCCCGCAGCUUAAGCCCCCUCCGGUGGCAACAGAGGGGUUUAGCAGCAGCCAAACUUUUGGAGGAACGUCUGGAAACGUGAAGAACAAACUGCCAAAACUGAACCUGAGCCACACGGGCGAGGUCAGUCUGCCAAACGACUCCAGCUGCGUUGAAGAGAUUUUGCGGGAAAUGACCCAUUCAUGGCCUCCUCCGCUCACAGCCAUACACACGCCCGGGAAAGCCGACCAGACCAAGUUCCCCAUCCCAAACAAGGAGACCCAGCAUGUGACCUCAGCCUACAGCAUCCAGAAGAGAUGUACGGUGUCGGCUAACAAACCCGCUGCUAAACCGUCCACCGCACCGCAGAAGUCGAUGCUGGAGGAUGACCUGAAGAUCAGCAGUGAUGAAGAAGAAGCUGAACAACAGGUGUCUGACAAGACCAAAGCCAGAAGCUCAGCUCUGAGCGGUGCUUCGGGGAGCAGCAGCGAAUCAGAGAGCAGCUCCGAGUCUGACACAGACGAGUCGGAAAGCAGCUCCAGUGACAGCGAGUACAACCAGGCUUCCCGUACAAACAGUCCAGAGCCAGAGCCCCCUUCCACUAACAAGUGGCAACUGGACAGCUGGCUGAACAAAGUCCAGGCUCAGACCAAACCGCUGGUCCCUGCACAGCAGGAGCAUCAUGGCACAGGCUCCAUCAACCAGGAUCCGCAGACAUUUUCUCCCGGGAACGAAGCACCGGGAGAGGGCACCGCUGCCAAGACCAAGCCCUGUGGGUCCGGCAGCACACCUGUUUCCGCCGCUCCCGCAGCGGAGCACAAGGACAGCAGGACCGGCUUCUGCCCGGGCAGGGAGAAGGCCAAAGCCAAGCUGGGCCAGAAGGCCUCAGGGGAGGGUCAGAGGUCGAAGAUGAGGCUGUCGCCAGGCCUGUUGUCGGGGCAGGAGGUCCCGGCCCCAAGGAGGAACACCACCGGGAAGAAGCAGCCGCGCCGGGCCGAGAGGUCCAGCAGCAUAGAGGAGAACCAGAACCAGGCAUGGAGCCGGACCAACCAGCACAGCCCUGCGGCAAGAGAGAAGGACCUGUUGCCCCCGCCUCCCCUGGAGCACCAGAACCCCCCCAGGCCGCGGGGGAAGCCUCUCAGCGGGAAGACGGCCCCGAGGAAAGAGCCUCGCAGCGCCACCAGCUCAGCCACUCCACCGGCCGUGCUGCAGCAGACCGCUGCGCCUCUUCCUGCCGUCACUGUGAACCAGGAUAAGAGGAAACACAGAGGUCCCAGCACCAAAAUCACACCGAAGUCCAGGGAAUUCAUCGAAACGGAUUCCUCCUCCUCCUCGUCGGAAUGCCAGUCGGACGGCGAGGAAGCCACCAAGAUCCCGUCUCUUCCAGCCCAGACGACGCGCUCAGCCGUCAGCGCCCAGAUGCUGGCCAACGCUCACAACCACGCGCCUCUGCUCCCGUGCCUUGGCUCUGCCGCAGGGGCGGGAAGUCUGGGCACGUUCGCCGGAACUGGACUCCGAGUCAAAGACGGCGUCGGCGUAGUCGGCAGCGGCGGUGUCGGCAACGGCAACCUGCUGAGCAUCGGCAACAUAGGUGCUUCCUUUGGGAACUCGGUUCCAGAUCCCGGAGGGCCGGGGAAGGAUGCGGAGCCCGCAUCACCGCCGUCAAACGUGGGACACGAUGUGGCUCUGUCCCCUCUGAGGGAAUAUCACGAGGUUCAGAGUUUGUGGGUGAAAAUCGACUUGAGCUUCCUCAGCAGGGUGCCGGGGCAGACGGCGGGGGAAAGAGCCAGGAUCGGAGUGGUAGAACGGGAAGGGAACGCGGGGAGGGACAGGGAAAGGCAGAAGCUCACGAAAGGGGAGAGACAAGAAGAAGAAAACGAGCGUUUAGUGAAAGACAAAGAAAGGCAAGGAGAGAGAGGGAGGCAGACUGACAGAGAGGACAGGGAGAGGUUUGGAUUUGGGGAAAGGGAGAGGACUGUGGCGAGGGACCGAGAGAAGAUUAGUCAGGGUAUGGGGGUACUGGAUAACCCCCCUGGGCAGGAGCAGGGUAAUCCCAGGCUGGCUGGGCGGAUGGAGAGACUGGAGAGCGGAGGUAAACACAGAAGGCUGGCGGCCGCAAACAUGGUGGCUCCCACAGAAAAACACACCAGCAAGAGCAAGAGGAAACACAAGUUGGACCACGGAGAAUCAUCGGUCAAGUGUAAUAAGAAGCUGCGCCUGGACAAAGACUGCCUGCUCCUCCCACCAUGCAUCUCUCCAAUACACAACCACAAGAGCAGCUCUGCAGACGGCUCUCUGAACAGGAAACAGACCCGGCGGCGUGACGACAAGCUGCUGCCCCCGCUGCUGUCGCCGCUGUCCGAUGAGCCCCCCCGCAAGCGGGCCUGCGACGGCGGCCCCUCCCUCGCCGAGGAGGCCGGUGCGGUGGGGAUGCUGCCCUGCUCGGCGUCCUCUGCCGCCGCCUCGUCGCACAGACACCGACGGGGCGAAGGGAAGGCGACGGCGCACGCUAGAAAUGGCGGGGACAUGGAGUCCCACUGCGAUAAACCUGGCGGAGAUGGUUACCAUGCCAACGGCCACUCUGACGCGGAGGUGUGGUCCGAGGCGAUGAUGGACCAGUCCGAACCGCGAAGGCCGAGACUGUCGUUCACCGACACAGUCCACAGUGCAGAGUACUACAUGCAGGAAGCAAAGAGGCUGAAGCACAAGGCCGACGCUUUGACGGACAAAUUUGGGAAAGCGGUGAACUACGCAGACGGCGCCCUCUCCUUCAUAGAGUGCGGGAACGCCAUGGAGCGAGAUCCGCUGGAGGCCAAAUCGCCGUACACCAUGUACUCAGAGACGGUGGAGCUCAUCAGGUACGCCAUGAGGUUGAAGAACUUCACCAGCCAUUCGGCCACCGUCUUGGAGAAGAGACUAGCUGUUCUGUGCAACCGCUGUCUGUCUCUGCUGUAUCUGAGGAUGUUCCAUCUGAAGAAAGACCACGCUGUCAAGUACUCGCGCUCGCUCAUGGAGUACUUCAAGAAUUCGGCGAAGAGUUCCCAUCAGGCCCCGUCUCCGUGGAGGAGCAACGGAAAAGUCAACGGGACGCCGUCGCCCCUCUCACUCAGCCCGUCUCCUGCCAGCAGCGGAGGAGCGCCAGCAGCAGCAACAGGAGGGGGAGGGGCAUCGGGGUCGUCCGGUAGCGUGGCGAUCCCCCAGCGGAUCCACCACAUGGCCGCCAGCCACGUCAACAUCACCAACAACAUCCUGAGGAGCUACGAGCAAUGGGAGACGGCCGACAGGCUGGCCGCCGACAGCAGAGACUUCUUCCAGGACUUGGACUCGGCGAUGGGGGGGGCUCUGAGCCAGCAGAGCAGCAUGGUGGAGCUGGUGCGCUACAUCAGGCAGGGACUGCACUGGCUGCGCUCUGAGGCGCAGCUGCUCUAGAGGCUGGAGCAAAGCAACGGGAACUAGAGCUGACAUGAGACCCAUCCCACUGCAACCCCCUCAAACCACACACACACACACACACACAGAGCGAGGAUGAUCACUGGGCCCAAAUUCCCCCGCAGUGAUCCAGGUGAAACACCUGAGGAGAUGCAGAACACGCCCAAACCCUCCGUUAAGACAAACCAACAGGAAGAAGCUAAAAGUUAUUACUUUCUUAAGACGGAUCAUUUUCUGGAAGAUAAGUGAGCGUCUGAUGUGAUUAAGGCGGCUAAAUGUGGCCAGAGAGCUGAGCGGCGGAGCAGCGAGGUGUCAGUGAUUGGGUCUGGAUCUGAAGCCUGAGGCUGAUAUGGAUCCGGCUGGAGGAGAAGCCGUCCAGUCCAUCAGAUAAGGACCACAGCGGUGAGGGGAAAGAGGCCAGCCUGUGACCCCCUCACACUCCCUGAGGCAGAUUCAAACCGGGCCGAACUCAGAACCUCGACUGGAGCCGAAACCGGCCGCCGUUGAGUCCAGACGGUUCUGAUUGGAUUUGUAUUACAAUGGUGUUAAACACAGAUAAUCUUAAUAUUUAAGGUGACAAAUCCCACUUAUUCCAAAGUACAUAUUUAGCACUUAUGGGACAUGUGUCAAACUCAUGGCCUGAGGGCCAAAUCCGGCCCGCUGUAGUCUAUUAUGAGGGACACAUGAUCACAACCUUUGACAUAAUGUUCUCAAAUACUCAUCAGUCCAAUCGUUAUCAAAGCAGUUUCUCUGCAUACUGCCAAACUACACCAAUCAGUCCCUCCAGGUUUUUGCAAUGCCAUAAAAAUUCACAAAAAAUUGUAAAGUUUAUUACAAAUUUUACCCAAAACGUUCAAAAACUUUACGCUCAAGAGACUAACUCCCAGCUUCAGGUGGCAGCAUGUCUCACUUUUACUACACUGAUGCUUCAAAUUUACCUGAUGUCACGUUACAGGCCAUAUAGUGAAUAAAGACAAAAAAAUACCAUCAGAUAUGAACUCAGAUAUUUCUACAUUAGCUCAGAUUUUGGUGGCAAAAAAACAAAAAAUCACAUUUUCAGAAUCCUGGAUGGACUGAUCAGAGUGAAAAGGCAUUUAAUAUGCUUAAAUUUUAAGAACUUAUUGAACACAGAGACAGCUGUUGGUUAAUAUAUGAACAAUUAGCAUGCGUCAUCAGUACAUUCUGGUGAUACUGGUCUUGAUGCGCUCCAAAAUGAAAAUGAGUUUGACCUCCGGAUUACGGUAUGAAGUUGACAAAUCGUAGUUAUAUCAGAAAAGGAAGGAAGUAAGUGACACUGUCUCUUUAAUUAAAGCUGCUGGCCUAAUGCAGUGACAUCUCUGUUUACUUUGCCUUUUUUAUACAUAUUUUAAGUAAAAUAAAAGUCUAGGUUCCUCUGAUGACAUCACGUCAGGCACAGAGCAACUUAUCAGUUUUCAAGUUUUCUUAUUGCUAUUCUUUCCUAUUCUGACAUUUUUAAAACAUUCAUCUAUGUUUUUAUUUCUGUUUGAGUUCAAAUGAUUCUCAUCUUCUUCUUCAGUUUGUAUCCAUAAAACUGAGCAAAACCUCAAGCUUUUCAUUUCUGCGCUGAUAUGACGUGGUUUUUCAGUCAUAUUUUAAGCUCGUCCAGGUGUGAAUUUUAAAUGCAUGUCUCAUUUAAUGGAAACACCACGAUUGCGAAAUUGAGUUUUUUCCAACAUUAGCAGAAUGUCAACAAAUUUUAUACACUUUUGUAAUGGAAAAGCAUCAACAAAGCCAAACCACUUGCACCUUACGUGCUUCAUAAUUCACCCGCUGCUUUGCCGUAACGUUAGCACUCAGACGAGCUUUAUUGUGCCUUUUGUGAUGUCAUCAACAAGAAUGAACAAGUUAAAUUUGCAGAGGUUUGUUCUUCAGUGCACUUUUUAAAAAUGGUGCAUUUUGUGAAAUUCUAACUUAAUUAUCUAAUUGUAGUUUUGUUUGUCUUUGCAUUUAAAUAACACCAGAUGGUAUCUUUAAUGUUGUGUUACCUGGUAACACAGAAGGACGAACAGACAAAAUCGUACAAUACGGACACUAUGAAAUGAAAUGAGCUUUCUGGUGAAACAAGGUGUAAAAUGUGAUGCACAUCACUGCUGCUGGAAUUUAGGUUGCACUUUUUUUAGCUGUAGCUACAGGAUUUACUCUCACAUUAUUGAUCAAUAGAUGAGCUUCUGAUAUUUUUAAUGACAAGUGGACACUGAGACGUAUAGCCUUUGAGCCUGUUGGUCGUAAAGUGCCAACAGUGUCAUUUAUUUCCAGGAGCCUCCAAAACAAAACUCUAAUGCCUUCCAUUUGCUUUAUCAUGAUAUAAAGCUAUGCCAAAAUCCAAUUCUUAAAUUAAGGCCAGAAAUAUUCAAUAUUUUACCAUUAUACCUUAAAUAUGGCUCAUAUGAGUAGUAAACAAAAUAAUUUAAGUAAACCGCUUGGCUAACUUAGGAGCUAGCUAACCUUUGUUAGCUUAGACCUCAUAGCUAAGCUUAGCUAGUUGCUAAGUUAGCCAAGUUGUAAGCAAACACCUUGGCUAACUUAGCUGGUGUUGGGACGCUUAUCCAGGAUUGCAGACAUACUCAGGCACACACAGCUGUUUUUCCACACAUAGCAUGUUUCAUUUAUAAACAAAGAGCUUUUUGGAGGAAUGAAACUUGACCUUGCAUGUUUCAAAGCGUCUACUCUUACCCUCACAGGCUAAUUUAUUGUGACGUGAAUACACCAGGAUUAAACUGCAUCUGAUCAAAAACGGACGAUCCAUUCCUUAUCUCUACGACACGCCUCAUUGGUCGUCUGAUGAACUACGUCAGCUAAGGAAUGUCUGCUGAGAAGUAACUUGAUAUCAUGGCGUCAGCUUAAGUUUCACUUCUACAGAAAGCUCUUUGUUUGAAAGUGAAACAUGCAAGGUCAAGUUUCAUUCCUCCAAAAAGCUCUUUGUGUAUAAAUGAAACAUGCUAUGUGUGGAAAAACAGCUGUGUGUGCAUGAGUAUAUGUGCAACCCUGGAUAAGCGUCCCAACACUAGCUUCCUUGUUUAUAAGUCAAACAAGAUGGCUCUGGGUAAAAAAUUAAGUUUGGGGAGUAAACAUCACCAAAACAAGUUUCCUCUUUAUUUCUUAGUCAACUUAGCUCACUUACUCUUUCUGACUAUGCUAAGCUUAGCUAGCUGCUAAGUUACCUGCUUACAAACGGCUAACUUAGAUAGUUGCCUUGUUUAUAAGUCACAUGAGUUGGUUCAGAGUAAAAAAUGAAGGUUAGUGAGUAAACGGCAACAAAACAGGCUCCCUGUUUACUUCUCCUCUGAACGAGGGCUUCUUCCAUCAAACACAACAGCAACAGCAUGUCUUUUGCUGGUCAUGGGCUUUUUGUGAAAUUUCUGCUCAGUUCUAGUUCCCAUAGUAACCCACCCACUAAGGUGUCAAACACUUACAGAAAAGGGGGAGAAAAACCCCCCCAAAACUACUAGACUCUGUAUGAUUUGGUUCCAAUGAAGCCCCCCACCCUCCCACAUGCAGAGCAAGUGAAGGAGGAAGAUCUCCCGUCUGCUCCUCUUCCUCCCCCCCGAUGUCAAAGCGAAUCUGCGACUUUGUACAGCACUAGAUGAGAUCCGAUCAUCUGCUGGAUCCUCUUCUAGACGUUUCGUCGUGUUGUUGUUGUUGGUGUGUAUACGUGUACAGCUGAUUGUCAAGUCUAUCUAAACAAUAAUGAUGUUUGUGUAACAUACUGUACAGAUUGUGACACCUAGAAGCCGUGUACUUGAGUGUUUGUUAUUUUUUAGUGUCUUGAGUCAAUGUGAAAGAAUGGAUAGGAGCGUGGGUCGUGUGUGUGUGUUGGUGUGUGUGUGUGCGUGCACAGGCUACGGCUGUAUUUACACAGCACCAAAGCUGAAGUGAUUUUUAACCCUUUGUGGUACAUUCAAAAGACGAGUCCCCACUGUUUCUGUGUUGCUUAUUGUGCUACAAAAGCUUAAAAUCAACAUUUCCCCCCCUGUACGCUUUCUGUAAAUCCAGCAUGAGUUUCAUAAGUUCUGGAUCAUUCCACCAUGGCUGAAUGUGUGUGAGAGGACGACGUGGAUGUGGGAAGUCAUUUUCACUUUAACAUGGAAAAAAGAAAGAAACUCAAGUGCCUCUAUUUGUGUCCAGUUGGAGUUGCUCUAUUUAUUUAAAAAAACAAAGAAUGAAUCUAAAUAAUUUUCCAUACCAUAUUGGUAUAAAUAUGAAUUUUUUUUCCUCGUUUUUUGUAUAAUCAGAUGUCUCCAUAAGCUUUUUUUACUGGCGUUGUGACGCCAGAGGUUUGGCUUUAAGAUGGAAAAAUAAAAGCGAGUGAUUAAACGUGUUGAAUUAGCAUCUGUUGCUGUAUUCUGAUCUCUUGAUGAUUUGAUGAAGUUUCAGUUUUGUCUGAAAUGCCUGAAACUUUAAAAAUCAUUGCAUGCAAUAAAUGGUAGCGUCAGACCAACAAUUGCUUGUGUUCAUUUGGAGAAAGAGGAAAAGAAAAACCGUCUGUUUUGUGUUGCGUAUUUCACUGAAUGUGUGAAUGUUUUACGAGCUAGCUGCUGUAAAUGAGCAUUACUAAUGGUGGCUGUUCGGACGUUCAAGAACCUAAAAACACUUAAAAAGGCACAGUAAUAUUACUUCUACCAUUCUUGGGUGGUAAAAUGACUGAUGGAAAAUCAACAGGAAUGUAAAAUAGUUUGAUUAACUUUGCUAGCUAGCUUAGCUAGCUGCCUGGUCUGGUUCUGGCUAAAAGCACAAAUGAACACAUCACUGGUGCUUGUUUUGAGCAAAAAUCAAACCUACAACAAUUUUUUUUAUCGUUUAAAAUGAAGUAUUUGGUUAGUUCUUACUUUAUUAGUAUUUACUACCCUUAGCCUAAGCUUUGCUCAGGUGUUUUUAAGGCCAAAUUAGCCUGAUUUUCAACAACAGCAUGCUGUCCUCGCAGCUUUUUUCUUGAUACAUCAACUAGUAAAAAUGUUUUCAUUUGCUGCCUGUUGAGUGACUGGUUUUAUGGAAAUGCCGAAAGUGUAAUUAUGUCAACAUUUCGCCAGCAUCUAAACUUCUAAUGUAGCAUGAAAUGUCCCAGCAGCUCUUAAAAUUCAAACACAUUUCUUGGUUCUGUUGGAAUUAUGUCUAAAAGACGAGCAGUAUGAAUAUCCAUACUCACUGAUUUUACUGAAAUAUUCUUGAAUGGCAACAAUUUAAACAUGUAGGAAGAACCUGAUGGUGACGGUUUGUUACCUUUGACCUGUGACCUGGCUAAAGAGCUUAGCUUUUAGCAUAAAAAGCUGUGCAGAGCUGGGAUAAAUAUGAAUUAUAUUUGUAUGCUGAAAAUUAGACUCUCAAAGUCAGAAAAGUCAACAGGAAUGUUUUUCAAAUCAGAGUUCAGUUCGUCAUUGGUCCGUUUGUGAUUUUUUUUAAAACUUCAAUUUUAUUUUAUUUUGUCAGUCCUCUGAUUAAAAAUUCAACAUUCGAUGAAGAAAUCAGCUUUUUCGUUUAAUAAGGCCGUUUCAGAUCUACAGUGAUUUACAGAUCCCCUCAGGCUCUUUAUUAUAUUAAAUUAUGUUUAUAAUUGAGAUUCAUUUUCCAAAUCAAACUAAUUUUUACACUUGUAAUUGAAUGAAAAAUAAAUAUGGUGCUUUCAACUUCCACUUCCUAGUCUUGACACGACUGAUCUAGAGCGAUAUAAAUAUAAAUAGGCAAAUAUUUUUUACGUCUAGGGUUUAUAUAAAAGGUUUUUAAGAUUAUAAAUUACAUUUUCUGCUCAAAAUCAUUCAAGUGUGAAAUUAGGAGUUCUCAGACAAUAAGACAUAUUUCUAUUAGACGUCACAUAUGACAUCCAUAAAUAACCCAGAUUGAUUGUAGCUUAAUUUUUGGUAAAAACAUGAUCCUAAUGUAUUUUUUUAUUUCAUGUUUUCUAUCCGGGGUUCUCCGAUUUAGAACAAGUUGACCAACUUUGCAUUGGGGCUUGACAGGAACAUUACAGCAAUGUAGUGUUUGAGUCGCAGCACAACUGGUAAAUAUUGAACUAAAGCAACAAAUCAUUUUUAUGCAACCCGAUAUGACUGUGUGUCUUCAUCUAAUAUGUUUUGGAAACAGACUUGCUCAGCUUGCCCUGUUAUACUGCUGCCAUCUCAUUAAGGAUCUCAUUAGUUCUUGUUGCAUUAUCACAGUUGUCAACAAAUUUAUGAAAGACAGUAGUAAGAAGAAAACAUUAUUUUUGCAAUAAUUACAAUGGAAGCUUUAAUGCGUGUUGCUAGCAGAUGUGUCAAGCCAGUAAUACUUUGAUAAUCUCUCCAGCAGUGGCAACGUUUUCCAUUUCAUUAAGUCACAGAUAAAGCUUAUUAUUUCUAGAAAUAACCCCCAGAGAGGAUAAACAAUGUUGUGCUUUUAUGCACAUUCAUCUCCAUAAUUCAUCAAAUGUUUGAUUGUAAUGAAAAGUCAGCCGAUAUGUGAAGGUAUCCGUUUUGAAGUUGGAGUGUAAAUUGGCAAAGGGUUGAAAUGACCUUUAACCCUUUGGAGCAGCUGAACUGCUGAUUUAGCAUCUACUGUAUCCCAGCUCAAUUGUGAUGAAAUCUGAAAUGUGGUUUUAACAUUUGCAUGCCUAAUUUUUAUCCCAAAUAAAGCGUCCAUUCCUGUUUUGCACCCUUAUAUUGAAAACUGGAUACGAUUUGUGGAUAAAUUAGAUAAUUGCUCAGAUUUAAUUCAGAGUAGUUUUGCAAUUUUCUGACAACUUUAUAUUGCAUCUAAUGUCUGCCCAUUUUGGACUAUUCAACAGAUAAAACCAAAAUAAUUGUAAGGAACCUAUCUUUAAUAUUUAAAGGACUCAUGAAACCAGAUUUCCAUGCGAUAGACAAACCCAUCGUUGUGGGUAAGAACUGACAGGUGGUCAUAAAGAAACGCUCAGUGCCAAAUGGCGUCUUUUCCCACCUCAAACAAAAAUAACAAGUAGCUAAAUGACCAGCACUCUGGAGUAAAAGUUAUUUAGCUUAGCUAGGUCUGUUGUUUACCUGGAAAGUGCAGCUAGUUUUUAGCUAGCUCAGCAAAGCUUGCUAAAAGCAAAUAUGAUGGAAUCUAAAACAAAAUGAACAAAUGUACAAAAUGGUAAAGCAGCUAAAUGACCAGCACCCUGGAGUAAAUGUAGCUUGUUAGUUAGCUGCCUGUUGUUUACCUGAUAAAGUGCAGAUAGCUUUUAGCUAGCUGGGCAAAGCUAGCUCUCAUUUUGAUACCAAAGUUGGAAUAUUACUCAACACCUUCUCUAUCUUAUUUUCACAGAAAUAAGUGACUUGUCCCAUAUUAUUGUGUAAAUUUAUUCUUUCAAAUUCUACAUUUGUAUUCCAACCAAAUUAAGCUAGCAUUUUAGUAAAUUGCUGCAUGCAGCAUGUUUCUGAUAAAUUAGCUGACAAUGAUUUUGACCCAUAUAAAACCGACCCCAUUUUUUAUAUUUUUUUUAAAUUAUGUUAUUUGAGUAGAAUUAAUUUGCAAUUGUCUCUUUAGAAAUAUGGUGGCUUUAGAUUUAAAAUUUUAAAAUGAAACUUUGAAAAUGUGAGAUUUCUGGCUAAUGUUGCUAAAAUGCUAAUUGCCCAUUGAUCUUCCAGUCCAUGGCCAUAUAUUGUAAAGUACAGCAGAGUUUCUGUCUGAAUUACUGCACUGAAAACCCAGACAGUGACCCUGAAAGCAGCUCAAACUCAUCAUGCCAUGCAGUGAUCAUGGACUCAGUUCAUAUCCGACUCAACUUGAAUGCUCCAGUGCAGCCACCAGCGGUUUUGCAGCAGCAUGGUGACUCUGAUCUGGUCUGUGAGCGGAUCCCAUCAGAACCACUGGCUAAACAAAAAGAUCAGUGCAGAACACGGCUGAGAGCACGUCAGUCCGACGUGGGUUUGUGUCGUAUCCUUCAAAACGUGUCGCACAACCUCCACUGUUUUUCUUUUUCUACCAGUGCUAUCUUUUGGGCCUUUUUUUCUAUAGUUCUUUUUUAUAAUGAGGUUGUUCUAUGUGAUGAAGAUGAUGAUCAAAAAGUUGUGAUGCAGUUCCAUUGUUUUUAAAUAUUUAAUGUCUCUGAAAUAUGGAUUAAAACCUGUU
Messenger RNA from Gambusia affinis (western mosquitofish), 12882 nucleotides. It is a transcript of the gene aff2, whose product is annotated as AF4/FMR2 family, member 2. NCBI's taxonomy places the organism in Eukaryota, Metazoa, Chordata, Actinopteri, Cyprinodontiformes, Poeciliidae. The transcript has 26 exons. Gene Ontology annotation, biological process: regulation of RNA splicing. The coding region runs from base 493 to 4803 and encodes 1436 amino acids. Gene Ontology annotation, cellular component: nuclear speck; nucleus. The record is from RefSeq and is a predicted model, not a curated record. Gene Ontology annotation, molecular function: G-quadruplex RNA binding.